This is a messenger RNA of Serendipita indica DSM 11827, 363 nucleotides long. The record is from the annotation of a GenBank genome assembly. NCBI's taxonomy places the organism in Eukaryota, Fungi, Basidiomycota, Agaricomycetes, Sebacinales, Serendipitaceae.
AUGUCGUCGCACGUCGCUCAGGCAGCAAAAGCUGCGUUGACAAGACCGUCCAACGAGCGUCUUUUGGCUCUACGCAAGCUACAAUGCUCCAUCUUCUCGACAACGUUCAACCCAAACUCUGUAAGGACCGGCGCAAAGUAUCUAAAGGGACGGGUCAAAGGAGAAAAACUUGUCGCAUAUUAUCCACCGAAAGACCUUACAUUCAAGAAUGUUCAGCGCAUGUUCCCCGAAUUGGGCCUCGAGGAUCUCGACGAGAGACAGCGGAUUGCCGAUUUGGCUCUGCGUAAAUCUAGAGGAAAGGGACCACCACCCAAAGCAAACUCGCCAGAGGAGAGCCGACGUGCGGCAAAGAAGAAGCGAUAA